Messenger RNA from Gasterosteus aculeatus aculeatus (three-spined stickleback), 3045 nucleotides. Lineage: Eukaryota; Metazoa; Chordata; Actinopteri; Perciformes; Gasterosteidae. The record is from RefSeq and is a predicted model, not a curated record.
UUUCAGUCUGACUUUCUUUGUGCCACGUGAAACACAGGCGCUGUCCUGAGUAAAAAUACAAAAAGAGCAUUCUGUCCCUCGCUCCGUUAACAACGAACUGUGAACAUCAUAUUGGUUAAUAGCCUAUCUAACGUUACAAUUCACCUGGCAGACUCAUUUUUUUCAGUUGUUCAAUAGACAUUUUGAACAUGUGGCAGACACCAUUGAAGUAAGCUAAUGUUUUUUAAAAUGGUAUUAAUGUUAUAAAGUUACUUUCUUGCAGACGUGAAUGCACUUAAUCAUGAGGGUUUGCGUCGUUGUGGUGCUAAACACAUGCAGUGAAUUAAAAAGGUUAUGUAGAUACAUGCAUAAAUAAUUUGUAUGUUGAUAGUGUAGCCGGCGCGGUCUGUGUCUCGCCGACUACUGCGUUGUGUUCAGGUGCACUAAUAACAGGACGCUGACAUUCCCUUAGGCACUCCCUUCCCUUAAUAAAAUAAAAUAGAAUAAAAGUACAUACCUGCAGAAAUCAAAUAAAACAUGGACGUGAUUCUUCUCCAUACACAACCAAUACCUAUACAAAAAUCAGAAACACUGAAACAUAUAGGCUACCCGCAGGGAGACAAAAUGGCGAAAGCUAACGACGCACGCACGCAUAGAGCAAGGUGGUUAGCUAGCUAUUGCAACGUCCCAUUAUUCACCUCAAAUAUAAAUUAAAAGAACACAAAACCACUCGUCCCAUAUGCCCUUACAAUAUUACACAUAAAGAAAUGAUCAAGUGUACCUAAACAGACAGUGAAAUACAUUAAUUUGGUCUUAAUGCUCACGUUGCGUACCUCCCUCAGCCACCGGUGAGCAGACUGACGAGGGCACGCAAUGCCAGUCAAACAAUACACUCUACCCAAGAGGGCGCUGUUACACAAAAUAAUAUAUCUCCUAAUACUAAAGCUAAUUAUAUACAGGACAGAAAAAGGAUUUUGGAGAAAUAAAACACAGUAACUUGAACCAAACACAAUUGAAAACAAAAAAAGAUUUACAUAUUUACUUAGACCUGUUACAAUAGCAUGUUUAAAAUUAGGUCCUUACCUGCAAAAUCUUAUCUGAACAUGUCGUUUUGUUUUUAAAAAAAGCUGUUUUUUUUCAUUGUUGGCUGAUAUAUUGUCUUAAGUUGUGAUUUUCUUCCCACAAGAUAAAGGAGUUCGUAGAGGGGACAAUCAUGGAUAAACUGGAUGAUGUCACAACAUCAAUUUUAAAUCCUGCCAAUAUUGACGAGACCUUGCUCCACACCCUCAACCGUGAUGAUUUGCGAGAUCUUUUUCCUGGCCCGGAACACUGUCUCAGGAGGAAACGAGUUUGGGCCCUAAUCAACCCAGAGGAUGGGAAUGUCAAAUCUGGCCCUAGUGAAGGAGGAACAGUGUCUUCACCUAGAGGAGUGCCUCCAAUCUGCCCCCAGACAUCUUCUCCUUUGGUGAUGAAAAGUCCAAAGAAGACGCUGCAGCUUCCCAGCCCUCCAGAGUAUGUGGUCUAUACAGACAGGGAGUUGGAACAAGCUCUCAAGCACUACUCUAAGAUGGCCCACACUGGCAGAGAAGGGGAGUGUGUCAUGUCCAAAGAGCUGAGAUGCAGACUGGUGAGGAACACCGUCACCAGCAUGAUUUCCAUCUUGAGAGCCAGUGAGCAAGGAAAAUCAAUGGCUAAAAGACCCUAUGCUACAGGAUAAAGACAAAACUAUGAAGCAUAUGAGCAUUUACAACAAUCUUCACAAGAGGCUGCAGAAUGUGAAGUCCCCACAAAAUAGGCAUGGGCCCACUCCAGAGAGGGGCCAGCCAAAGAAAAGGAGUCUCAUUGACUUCUCAUCGAGUGACAGAGAAGAAAAUUAUGCAGACUCAAGUGGUGCAUCAACAAUUAUUUGGCAUCAAACAUCUGGGAGCAGUUCUGAUGAUGGCAACAGGUCACCUGAAAAAGACAGUCUGAUCAUACAGGCCAGACAUUAUAAAACUCUGCAGGAGAUGUUCAAGAAAACAAAACGCAACAAAGAUGCGGUCCACCAAAUCCUUGACCUUGAGUUUGAAGCAAGAAGAGCCUUCAUCGACAGUGAUGCCAUGAAAGAAGAGAACAGGCCAACAAAGAUCCUCGACGCCUACCCAUGUUUUAAGGAUCUUCAUCACGUGAUGAGUGAGCUGCAACGAAUCCUGGAUAAGGACAACAUCACAUACAUAGAUGAAGUAAAGAAGAGAUGGGAAGACUUCUGUGUCAAGGUGCAAUUUUACGGUGUUUCAAAGAAAGUGAUGAAGCCGCCCAUGAACCUGGAUGCAGUGGAAUAUGCCAUAGCUGUAUUCAAGGCACUUCCCGCCCUCUUUCCUUCACCAACUGCCCCACCGAAGAAGUUGGGAAAUGCCAGUGAGGCAUUGCUACAUGUCCUUCAGCCAACAGAACCAACCUUCAGGAGAGACCACUCUCUGCACUUGUUUUGCUCUUUGAUGGGUCCCGCUGUCUUUGGAACCAAUCCCAUCACCACAUUUGCCAAAGAAGACCUUUGUGAAGGUUGAGAGAGGGCUAGCGCAAAUUGUGGCACCGGCAACUCGCUGAGGCACUUCCUGUUGCAGGUUGCGGUGCCGCGGCGAAUCGUGGCAGCUGCCUCGAGUUUACGGCAACUGCCUCGCCUGUUGCCUCGGCUGAUUGAGGUACCUCGAGCGGUACCACGAAUUCAGGGGCCGGUUCAUCGGUCGAGAGAGGUACCUCCAGCGGUACCUCGAGUUAAAGGAGUCUUGCCACCACCUAACGGAGGCAUGCAACGACAAAAGGGAGCGGUGCAUCGGCUGAUAGAGGUACCGGGAGUUUAAGGGAGAGGUGCCACGGCUGUUAAUAGACGUACCGGGAGUUUGAGGGAGAGGUGCCGAUAAGUGAUGCAAUAGCUUCCCGUUUAAGUUCAGCUAAGCUAAUAUGGGCUAAGACCACUCGUUGCCUUGGUUACGAUAACCACUUUCCGGCAGCGCCUCGAAUGAACGCAAAUUGUAAAUAUUGAUGCAUUGUAACGUUGAAAAUAUUGAGAAGUGCUGAAAGCUUUUU